AUGUAAUUUCCAAAAUUUGGUUCCUACCUACCAAAUGUGGAUGACUGGAAUUUGGAUCUGGCUAUUUUUAGUGUCCAAACUAUUUCCUUCAUUUUCAGGCAACUUCCCCAGUAUCCCAGCAACAGCAACAGCAACAGCAACAACAACUGGCUAAAAUCUCAGCAACACCAAACCAGACUUUUUGUUGCAUAAUUUCGUUGAUUCUCCAAAAAUUGUUUAUUUUUCUGUAAAAAAAUCCAAAAAAAUGCAGGGCGGUCAGAUGGUUGUUGAAGAGCCUAUUCGUCUUUCCUCUGUUCUUACUCCCACUAAAUCGGGUUUUUCUCCAUCAUUGACAAAAAUUAUGGCAACUCUUGGACCAAAAUCUCGCUCUGUUGAGACUAUUGAGGCUUGUCUAAAAGCAGGAAUGUCAGUUGCACGAUUUGACUUCUCUUGCUUGGACACUGAUUACCAUCAAGAGACCAUUGACAAUCUGAGGAUUGCUGCUAAAAACACAAAAAAGCUGUGUGCUGUUAUGUUAGAUACCGUUGGUCCUGAAAUCCUAAUUUCUAAUAAAUCUGGACACCCUAUUGAGCUGAAAGCUGAUAGUCUCGUGACAAUCACUCCGGAUAUCACCAAAGAACCAUCCUCAGACAUUUUGCCAAUCAACUAUGCUGGAUUUGCUAAGGAAGUAAAGAAAGGUGAUACUGUUUUUCUUGGGCAAUAUCUCUUCACAGGAAGUGAAACAUCAUCCGCAUGGCUUGAGGUAUCAGAGACAAAAGGUGCAGAUAUCAUCUGUCAAGUAAAAAAUAGCGCGACAUUGACAGGAUUUAACUUUAACUUGCACAUUUCGGGGGUCCAGGCCGACGCGCCUACUCUUACUGAAAUUGAUAAAAAGAUUAUUUCCACUUGGGGCUUACACAACAAGAUCGAUAUUAUUUCCUUGCACUAUACGCGCCAUGCUGAUGAUGUCCGAGAGGUCAGAGCAUUCCUUGCAGCUCAAAAUCUUCAAGAAACCCAAAUAUUUGCUAAAGUUGAAACAGUAGAGGGAUUGAAGCAUUUUGAUGAGAUCCUGAAAGAAUCUGAUGGUGUGAUCCUUGCUCGGGGAAACCUAGGAGUUGACCUUCCUCCAGAGAAGGUCUUCUUGUUUCAAAAAUCUGCUGCACAUAAGUGUAACAUGGCCGGGAAACCUCUCAUUAUCACCAGAGUAGUGGAUAGUAUGGUUGGUAAUCUAAGGCCUACUCGAGCAGAAGCAACAGAUGUUGCCAAUGCUGUUCUAGAUGGUGCUGAUGGCAUAUUGUUGGGUGGAGAGACUUUUGGCGGUCUGUAUCCAGUUGAAGCUAUUAACACUGUUAGGAGAAUUUGUGUUGAAGCUGAAUAUGUAUACAAUCAAGCGUUAAAUUUCAAGCGUAUUGUCAACUUUGCUGGAGAACCUAUGUCUCAUUCUGAAGCCGUUGCCUCUUCAGCGGUACGGGUUGCUCUCAAAGUACAUGCAGCUAUGAUUGCUGUGUUCACAUCAUCUGGGGCAGCAGCAAGGUUGAUUGCUAAGUAUAGGCCAUCCACGCCUGUCUUUGCGAUUGUCACUCCGUUUGUGAGGUCAAGUUCUGUAAAAUGGACAGUUACUGGUUCAAUGCAGGCUCGGCAGUUGCUUGCUGUACGUGGAGUUUUCCCUCUCCUAGCGAGCGCUGAUGCUGCCAACAUAGGGGUUGUGAAUGAAGAGUCGGUGCUGAAGCUUGUUUUGCAUCACGGAAAAACCAUGGGACUGCUGAGACCUAAGGACAAGGUGGUUGUCUUUCAGAAGAUUGGAGAUUCAUCAGUUGUUAAGAUUGUCGAGUUUGACGACUAACAACAACCCUUUGCCGUGCCGUGUUGUUCUUAGUUUGUAAUUUUCACCGCAUGUAUUUUUUCAUUCCGUAGUUUCCAAGUUCAAACAAAGGUCGAUAGCUUUGCUUUGGCAUUUGAGCACAGGAAUAAUCAAGCUUAGGUUGUUUUUAGGCAGAGAAUGUUAAUGUUUGUUGAAGUUAAGCUACCCGCAGUUUCAUUGUUUAGCUUAAACACAUUCUUGCAAUUGGUAUAUCAUAUCAUUCUUGUG
Messenger RNA from Spinacia oleracea (spinach), 2068 nucleotides. Its product is annotated as pyruvate kinase 1, cytosolic. Gene Ontology annotation, molecular function: pyruvate kinase activity; magnesium ion binding; potassium ion binding. The transcript has 16 exons. Gene Ontology annotation, biological process: glycolytic process. Bases 245 to 1822 code for a protein of 525 amino acids. The record is from RefSeq and is a predicted model, not a curated record. NCBI's taxonomy places the organism in Eukaryota, Viridiplantae, Streptophyta, Magnoliopsida, Caryophyllales, Amaranthaceae.